AAGAAUUAUAUGGCACUACGUAUAGAGAGAGGAGAGAGAGAGAGAGAAUGAGAGAAGUCAAAAGUCUGUUUUCCUUGUUCCUGAUAAUCAUCUUUGGACUAGUCUUUAUUGAUAAUCAAGUAAAUGGUGAAGACCCAUACAGGUUCUACACUUGGGCAAUCACUUAUGGUGACAUCUACCCUCUUGGUGUCAAACAACAGGGAAUCUUGAUAAAUGGGCAGUUUCCAGGGCCACAGAUCGACUGUGUCACCAAUGACAACCUCAUUAUCAGCGUCUUCAAUUACUUGAAUGAGCCUUUUCUCAUCUCUUGGAAUGGCUUACAACACAGGAGGAAUUCAUGGCAGGACGGGAUGUAUGGCACUAACUGUCCAAUCCCGCCAAGGAGGAAUUUUACUUACAAUCUUCAAGCAAAGGACCAAAUCGGUAGCUUCUUCUACUUUCCAUCUCUUGGACUCCACAAGGCUGCUGGAGGUUUCGGUGGCAUUAAAAUCUCAAGCCGCCCUCGAAUUCCGGUCCCUUUCCCUCCUCCUGCUGCUGAUUAUACUGUCCUGGCUGGAGACUGGUUCAAAAGAAGUCAUAGACAAUUAACGCUAUUCUUGGAUGCUGGUCACAAUCUUCCAUUCCCCGAUGGCCUUCUCAUCAAUGGGCGAGGAUGGAACGGGUACACAUUCACUAUCGAUCAAGGUAAGACAUACAGGUUCAGGAUAUCAAAUGUGGGGCUUGCGACAUCCAUUAACUUUAGAAUACAAGGGCACACAAUGAAAUUAGUAGAGGUAGAAGGAUCGCAUACACUCCAGAAUGCUUACUCUUCCCUCGACAUCCAUUUGGGUCAAUCCCUUUCUGUCUUGAUCACUGCUGAUCAGCCUCCAAAGGAUUACUACAUUGUCGUUUCUUCGCGCUUCACCUCUCGAAUACUCACAACCACAGCCAUUCUCCACUACAGUAACUCAUUUACCCGUGUUUUUGGUCCUCCUCCUGGAGGGCCUACCACUCAGAUUGAUUGGUCCCUCAACCAGGCCAGAUCUAUAAGGUGGAAUCUCACUGCAAGUGGACCGCGUCCAAACCCACAAGGCUCAUACCAUUAUGGAAUGAUACAAACUUCCCGGACCAUCAUGCUUGCAAACUCUGCACCUUUUAUCAAUGGCAAGCAGAGGUAUGCUGUGAAUGGUGUCUCAUUCUUCCGUCCUGACACUCCGUUGAAACUCGCUGACUACUUCAAUAUUGGGGGAGUCUUCAAUCUGGGAAGCAUCCCUGACAGCCCCAACUGGGGAAACGGCUACCUUGCCACGUCUGUCAUGGCUGCUAAUUUCCGUGCUUUUGUUGAGAUUGUGUUCCAAAACUGGGAGGACACCGUACAGUCUUGGCACAUUGAUGGCUAUUCCUUCUUUGUUGUUGGGAUGGAUGGGGGGCAGUGGACGCCAGCAAGCAGAUCACGCUACAAUUUGAGAGACACAGUUGCCCGUUGCACGACUCAAGUUUAUCCCAAGUCAUGGACUGCAAUCUACAUUGCACUGGACAAUGUGGGAAUGUGGAACAUUAGGUCCGAGAACUGGGCAAGGCAAUACUUGGGCCAACAAUUCUAUCUGAGGGUAUACUCCCCUGCAAAUUCAUGGAGAGAUGAAUAUCCUAUCCCAAAGAAUGCUCUUCUUUGUGGUCGAGCAUCCGGUCGCCACACCCGACCUCUUU
Molecule: messenger RNA, 1686 nt
Organism: Camellia sinensis
Lineage: Eukaryota; Viridiplantae; Streptophyta; Magnoliopsida; Ericales; Theaceae
Source: RefSeq, a predicted model, not a curated record